Molecule: messenger RNA, 4602 nt
Organism: Cricetulus griseus (Chinese hamster)
Lineage: Eukaryota; Metazoa; Chordata; Mammalia; Rodentia; Cricetidae
Source: RefSeq, a predicted model, not a curated record
GUUUGACUCCUUGCUACCCUGGAGCUUGUCCUCCGCAGUUUCACGAGUCUUAUUGCACAUUCCAAGUGUGUUUAGGGAUCCCAGUGACAGUGCUUACUACUCUGUUUUGAUGGAGAUGAUGGGUCAACCUAGUCUGUUCUGUUGCUGCUGUGAUAAAUCAUUGCCAACUCAGUGCCUCACAACAAGGAACAUUUAUGUUUCUCCAGAUCCAUGAAGGAGUCUGAGGCAAGUCUGAAUCCUCCUCGACUCCUAGCCUCACCGAUCUUACUUCCCUGUUGGCCAACAGUGCUUUAUUUAUCAACCAAUAAAACAAACAUAUAUACAGAAGGACUUCCCCAUCAUCUGGCUGCUGGAAUUAAGAGCUUGAACUCAAGUAAAAAUGCUGUGAAAAUGGUACUGACCCCUUGGUAUACCUGUUGCAACAUGAUCCGAGACAGAGAACCCAUUGUGGGAAGUUUUCAUGUUCUUUGCAUCCUGGCCUUGAUAGUUGGAAGCCUGGUCCAGUUCUCCGAUGAACUCGAGUCUGCAGUAGACUAUUCAAACAGGAACCUUACUCAUGUCCCCAAAGAUCUGCCACCAAGAACAAAAGCCUUAAAUCUGUCUCAAAACUCUAUCCAAGAGCUUCAGAUGUCUGAUGUCAGCAUCCUGCCAGAGUUGAGGGCCCUGAGGCUCUCCCAUAACAGUAUCCAAAGACUUGAUUUCGGUGUCUUCAAGUUCAACCAUGAGUUAGAAUACCUGGAUGUCUCCCACAAUCACUUGCAAAACAUCUCUUGCUGUCCUGUGGUGAGCUUGAAGCAUUUAGACCUCUCAUUCAAUGACUUUGAUGUGUUGCCUGUAUACAAGGAGUUUGGCAACUUGACGAAGCUGAGUUUCUUGGGGUUAAGCGCUACAAAGUUCAGACAUCUGGAUCUGCUCCCAAUCGCUCACUUGCACCUAAGCUACAUUCUUCUGGGAUUAGUGGGUUAUCAUGUAAAAGACAACGAGACAGAAAGUCUUCAGGUUCUGAAUACCAAGGCUCUCCAUUUGGUCUUUCAUCCAAAUAGCUUGUUCUCUGUGCAAGUGAACAUAUCUGUGAAUGCUUUGGGAUGUUUACAACUGAGUAAUAUUAAAUUGAAUAAUGAAAGCUGUCAAACGUUAAUUACAUUUUUAUUAGAACUCACCAGAGGUCCAACCUUAUUAAAUUUGACUCUCUACCAUGUGGAAACAACCUGGAAGUGCUUGGUUGAACUUUUCCAAUUCCUUUGGCUGAGGCCGGUAGAGUACCUCAACAUUUACAACUUAACGAUAACUGAAAGCAUCCAGUAUGAAAAUUUUAAUUACUCCAAGACAGCACUGAAGGCAUUGACAAUAGAGCACAUUACAAACCAGGUUUUUAUCUUUUCAAAGGAGGCAUUGUACUCUGUGUUUGUGAAGAUGAACAUUAGGAUGCUGACCAUCGCAGACACACCUUUUAUCCAUAUGCUCUGCCCUCCAGACCCAAGCACGUUUGUGUUUCUGAACUUUACCCAGAAUGUUUUCACGGACAGUGUUUUCCAAGGCUGCUCCACCUUAAAGGGACUGCAGACACUUAUCUUACAAAAAAAUGGCUUGAAGAACCUUUUCAAGGUAGCUCUCAUGACUAAAAAUAUGACCUCUCUGGAAACUUUGGAUGUUAGUUUGAAUUCCUUGGUCUCUCAUGCAUAUGAGGGAAUAUGCUCUUGGUCUGAGAGUAUAUUGGUAUUAAAUUUGUCUUCAAAUGUACUUACUGGCUCUGUCUUCAGAUGCUUGCCUCCCAAGGUCAAGGUUCUUGACCUUCACAACAACAGAAUAAAAAGCAUUCCUCAAAAAGUCACUAAACUAGAAGCUCUACAGGAACUCAAUGUUGCAUCCAAUUCUUUAAUGGACCUUCCUGGAUGUGGGGCCUUCAGCAGCCUUUCUGUGCUGGUCAUCGAGCAUAAUUCAGUUUCCCAUCCCUCAGCAGGUUUCUUCCAGAGCUGUCAGAAGAUCAGGUCCAUAACUGCGGGGAACAACCCAUUCCAAUGUACAUGUGAGCUGAGAGAAUUUGUCAAAAACUUAGGCCAAGUAUCAGGAGAAGUGGUAGAGGGCUGGCCAGAUUCUUACACAUGUGACUCCCCAGAAAGUGUUAAGGGGACCCCACUGCAGGACUUCCAUAUGUCUCCAUUGUCCUGUGAUACUGUCCUGCUGAUUGUCACCAUCGGGGCCACUUUGCUGGUGCUGGCUGUCAUUGUGGCUUUCCUCUGCUGCUGCUUUGAUCUGCCCUGGUAUCUAAGGAUGAUGUGUCAGUGGACACAGACCCGGCACAGGGCCAGGAAAAUCCCCAUAAAAGAACUCCAGAGGAAUCUCCAGUUCCAUGCUUUUGUCUCAUACAGUGAGCAUGAUUCUGCCUGGGUGAAGAAUGAAUUACUACCAAACCUAGAGAAAGAUGACAUACGGGUUUGCCUCCACGAGAGGCAUUUUAUCCCUGGCAAGAGCAUCGUGGAGAAUAUCAUACAUUUCAUCGAGAAGAGCUACAAAUCCAUCUUUGUGUUGUCUCCCCACUUCAUCCAGAGUGAGUGGUGCCAUUAUGAACUCUACUUUGCCCACCACAAUCUCUUCCACAAAGGAUCCGAUAACUUAAUCCUGAUCUUGCUGGAACCCAUUCCGCAGAACAACAUUCCCAGUAGGUACCACAAGCUUCGGGCUCUCAUGGCACGGAGGACUUAUUUGGAAUGGCCUACAGAGAAGAGCAAACAUGGACUCUUUUGGGCCAACCUUAGAGCUUCUUUUAUUACAAAGUUAGCAUUAGUCGAUGAGGAGGAUGUGAAAACUUGAAGCUUGCAUUUCCAACUUAGUAAGCUGUCAACUUGAACUCUGAUGAGCAUUGUGGUUUUAGGUACCUAUCUGGAGGUACUUCUGCUAUGGUGUCCUAGUUUGGGUUCUGUGACUGUGAUAAGCAACAUGACCAAAAGCAUCUUGUGUGAGAGAAAGGGUUUCUUUUGGCUUAUGGUUGCAGUAUAUCAUGAAGGGAAGUCAGGGAAGGAACUCAAAGUGGGAGUCUAGAGGCAGGAAUUGAAGCAGAGGCCGUGGAAGAGUGCUGCUUUCAGCCUUGCUCUCUGCAUCUUGUUCAGUGUGCUUUCUUGUAGCACUGAGGACCACCUACCCAGGGGUGACACUGCCCACAAUGCUCUGGACCCUCCCACACCAAUAUGAAUUAGGAAAAUGCCCCAUAAGCUUGCCUGCAGUCUGAUUGAGACAUUUUCUCAGUUGAAGUUCUUUCUUCCCCAAUGUGACCCUUAGCUUGUGUCAAGUGACAAAACAAAACAAAAAACUAACACAUAUGUGUUGGAGAUAAAAUAUCCCCAAAGGUUUGUGCUUGAAGGCCUUGAGGAAAAAUCUGAUGGUGCUAUUUCUAGGUAGUUUAUGAAGGUACUAACUACAUCAAUGGGCUUAAUCAAUUCUGAGUUCACUGCUGAUUGGACAAUUAGGAUGGGGCCCUAACUGUAGGAAGUAGGUCAUUAGGGACAUGGCUUUAAAGGCUAUAUUUUCUUCAUGACUUGUUUUUCUUAUUGUUCUUAAGUCAGCGUCUCACCUUAUGUAGUUCAGAUAGUCCUUGAGUUCAGUGUGACCCUUGUGCCUCAGCCUCCCAAGCUCUGGCAUUAUAGGAUGAACUACCACAAGCUUAGGAGUGUGCUCUCUCUGUCUCCCCAACUCCCUACUCUCUGUUUCCUCAUCACCAUAUGUGAACAACCCCUCAUCACAUGCCCCCACUGCCAUGAUACUCUGCAUGGCCUCAGGUCCCAAAGCCAGAGGCUCAGAUGAACCUGGACUGAAGCCAUGAGCACUUUCUCCUUUGUUUACAUGAGGUCUUCAGUCACAGUGGCACAAAGCUGAUAGACACAGCUUCUAUCUCUUUCAUGUCUUUGACAGAAGAGUUGGUGAAGGUCUUGAUGCCACUGAGCUUUGGGAUGAGGUUGAGGGAUGGGUGUGGCACACAUUCUGUUAGACAGAGGCAGCUCAGUCUCAUCUGGCUUAGCUAUCUGCUCUCAUGUUGACACUGUCCUUUUUAAGUAAAUACUCCAUCAUUCAUAGAGAGGUCCCUCUUCCUCCUCCUUUCCCAGAUGGAUUCAGUAUGAGAACACACACAAGAAAGAGGGCAAUAGUAUAGUCAGUCCUCAAAGAGUCCUAUAGCUCUUUGCUGGCCUUCAGCUGAGCUUUACCUUCCUGUGUGUGUGUGUGUGUGUGUGUGUGUGUGUGUGUAUAGGUAGAUUGGUAAAAGUUUAUUAACAACAGUUUGUCAGUAGGCAUAAAGACCUGACGCAUGUUCACAGGUUUAGAGGGGGGGGGAACAUCUCCACUGAUGCUACAAAAUUGUGGUGGGGUUAUUGUUGACUUGAUUUUUUUUCUUUUCACUUCUUUUUAUGUUCUGAUUUUUCUUAGUAAAUGUUUUAUUUGGAUAAUAAAAGAUUGAAAUUAUUAAGGACUUUUGAGAAAAACAUAGUUAUAAAUAUUUGAUUUUGUUGUAAGAAAGAACUUUUGAAAUAUCAAAGUAGUAGGGCAUAUGCCUUUAAUCCUGUCCUUGGAAAGUAGAAGACAGAUCAACCAACCUGGUCUACACAGUAAGAC